AUGUCUUCAGACAGCGGCGACGAAGACAACACCAAAAUGGAGGGGUUCCUGCGAAACUGGAGGCAGACUGCCUUCAACUCCGGCCAAUUCCAGACAGCCAUCUUCAUUGGCGAUAAGCUUCUGGCUCUCACAAACGACGACAAUGACGCGUUCUGGAUGGCCCAAGUCCACUUCUCGACGGGCAACUAUACCCGUGCCCAACGUUUCCUCGAGAGCAGGGACCUAGUUCGAAGAAAUCCCUCCUGCCAGUACCUUGCAGCGCACUGCCUCGUCAAGCAAUUGCGCUUCGACGAGGCGCUGACCGUGCUGGGAGAUCGCGACCCCACCUACCUGAUCAAGUCGAAGGAGACAAGCAAACGCAAGACCCAGUCGGGCACGAGUGGCAGAGCAGGGAGCACCUUGAAAUCGUCACGCGAUACACAGAAAGAGACGGAGGCGAUCAAUCGGCGCUAUGAAGCCGGCAUGUGCUACCUGCGAGGCAUCUGCCAUGCCAAGCUGAAUGCAUUUGAUCGCGCAAAGGAGUGCUAUAAAAAUGCAGUCCGGAUCGACGUACAAUGCUUCGAGGCCUUCAACCAGCUGACCAAGAACGCAUUGUUGUCGUCGGAGGAGGAGUGGGAGUUCCUCCACUCGCUCGACUUCGAUUCGAUCAGCACUGCUGGCGAUCCUGACGCCUCCCAGGAAAUAGCCAGCUAUGUCGAAAUGCUCUAUAGCACUCGGCUGUCCAAAUACCAAAACCAGGAUGCUUUCAACACGGCUUGUGAGAGCCUGGCCACACACUACAAGCUCAAGGACAACGCAGAUCUCCUUCUGGCCAGAGCAGACCUGCUCUAUACCCAAUCUCGCUACAGAGAUGCUCUUGAGAUUACUAACGUCAUACUUGCCGAUGACAAGUACAACUUCAGCGUCUAUCCAAUCCAUUUGGCGUGUCUCUAUGAGCUGAAAGAGAAGAAUCUUCUGUUCUUGGUCGCCCACGAACUUGCUGACAGCCACCCCGAGGAGCCAUGCACGUGGCUUGCCGUUGCCAUCUACUACUACCUGACUGGCAAAAUUGCCGAAUCACGCCGCUACUUCAGUAAAGCCAGCAUGAUGGAUGCUCACUUUGGCCCUGCCUGGAUUGGCUUCGCGCACACGUUCGCUGCAGAAGGCGAGCACGAUCAAGCCAUCUCGGCCUACUCGACGGCCGCGAGGCUGUUCAUGGGAACACACCUCCCACAAGUAUUUCUGGGCAUGCAACACCACGCCAUGAAUAACAUGACUGUGGCGGAGGAGUUUCUCAACACUGCUUAUGGGCUGUGCAAGACUGACCCGUUGCUCCUGAACGAGAUGGGAAUUGUAUACUAUCACCAGAACCGCCUCAAGGAAGCCGUGGACUACUUCAAGGAGUCCCUUGCGAUUGCUGAGGAGAUUGACAGUGAUCCGCAGGCGUGGAUUGUCGCACGAACCAAUCUAGGUCAUGCUUAUCGACGACAGCGGAAAUCUCAGCAGGCCCUCGACGAAUUCGACAUGGUUUUGCGGGAAGGCGGCAAGGACGCGGCGAUAUUUUGUGCGAAAGGCCUGAUCUACCUCGAUACCGGGAAGGCGGAAGAGGCGGUCAGUGUCUUGCACGAAGCACUGGCGAUUCAUCCCCAGGAUCCAAUUGCAACCGAGCUUCUGGUCAAGGCCUUGGACGAGUGCUCCAACUCGGGCCAUAUCAUAGGCGAAAUCACCGAUGACGCAGAAAUGGCCGAGUUUGAGCAGGUCCUGGAACAGCGCAAGCAUGCGGCAACAUCGAAGCUGGCGGCCAAGCUGAAUGGAUCCCAGAACAGGAGCAAAGCGAAGUCGCCGGCGACUCUGGCAGUACGGGAAUUGUUCACGCGAGGUCAGCCUACCACAGGAGCUGCACCGAAGCAUGCAGGCAACAGGCUGGGCCGAUGGUUCUCGGGCAGGCGAUCAGACUCGCAUGCGGGGUGGAAGCCUUACACGAUGAGGGCGCCGGUGCUCUGUGCCGUCGUCGUGAUAUCCCUCGGACUAGCAGCAGUGCUCGAGUUUCUCGCGCAGAAGAGCCAAAGACAGGGAGGCCUGGCGCUCUCAUCUUCUGAGGACGAAAUCUCGGGGUCCGUCAAUAUCGCGUACCUGUACAUGCCGACGACCGUCGCCGUGCUGUAUAGCCUUCUCUGGACGUGGAUCGACCUCGAUGUGCGCAGAAUGCAGCCCUGGUUUGAGCUGUCCCGGUCUCACGGUGCCAACGCGGAGCAGUCGCUUCUGUUGAAUUACCCGUUUGAGUUCUUGGCCUUUGUCCCGUUUAAGGCUUGGAAACAGAGGCACUGGCCUGUAUUCAUUACGGGCUCGGUCAUGAUGCUUAUCUUCUGGGCUAUCACACCUCUGCAAGGUGCAAUAUUUGGACAGCAGGCUGUUACAGUGUCGAGGAACCCUAUCAUGGUCCCCAACUCGGUCCUCGUUGGUGUUGAGGAGCAGGCAGCCUUGAUUGAUGUGUCAAUCCUCAAUUCCGCGUACGGGACGACGUGGUACAACCGGGACCUUCCGGAGUAUACUACGACCGAAUAUGCCGUACUUCCAUUUUCUCCUCUGAGCCAAUCCACCAUGGGUGUCAAUGAAACGUGGACCGCCAAUACUACGAAAUUCGCGACCGACUUGAACUGUUGGCCGGCAAAUUUCACAGAAAAUAUCAAGGCUGUCCAAGGAGGUCAAUACCUCUUCGACAAUGGCCAGGGAUGUUUGCAGAACAUAACAAUAAGCGGGGGCAAAGAAGGGUGGUACAUUAUGCAGUACAUCGGCUACAAAGGCGACGCACAUCUUGACUGGCAUCUGGCGAACGAUGAGUGUGGAACCGAAUUUUCCCAUCAAUUCCUUGCGAUUGGUGGUCGGGGCUCGGGAACCGGUGCCAACGCAACCAUUGGAAACAUGACAGCAAUGUUCUGCGAGCCGUCUUACACGAAGCAGCCAGUAUCCAUUACGGUGGAUGCUGUUACAAGACGACCACUGAAUGACUCCCUAGUUGAGCUGGCCGCGCCCUCACCGCUGAACAAUACUCUGUUCAACAUUUCGGCUUUUGAGUUCCUAUUGCAUGCUGGCUUCUCUUCGCUGGCAAUUUCUAGAGAUUACCCGAACAACUUGAUACUGGAUCAGUAUGCGAAAUUAUACGACUCAAACAUUUCGUGGCCGACGACGAAUAUGGUCGGGUUUGCGGUCGGGCUACAUGAUGGCCCUCUGACUGACUUUUUGAACACCACCGUCAUACAGGAAUCUUACGCCGCAGCCCACAGGCUGGCCUUCUCGUUAGCCAUCUCGCAGCUUGCCUCACCCGCUGUCAAUCUCGAGACACACAGUGGUGUCAUCAAGUACGCCGCUUUCGGUGUCGUCGUCAGCAGGCCGUUCUCCAUCGCGGUGGAGGUCUUGCUGGUGGUGGUGGCCUUUUCGGCAGUGGUCCUACUCUACACCAUCGUGCGAUCUCCCAGCAAUUUGACCAGCGAUCCUGACAGCAUUGCGUCUCUAUUUGGAUUUAUCCAGAAGGAAGAUGGCGUCCUGUCCCACCUUUCAACCAAAGACAACUUGACUGAGUCUUCCCUCAGCGCUAGUAUACGCGCUGACCGAUACCACCUCACGCCAACCAACGAUGCAACCGGCCCUACUCUGCAACUCCUUUCUUCUGGAAACGGUUCUGGUCUCACCCGUCCAAGUCAGAAUUUCGAGGUCUUGCAGCUGUUGGAGAACUACAUUCCCAUGGUGUUUUCUACAUUAUUAGAACCAUUUCUCGUCGUUCUCAACCGCUUGCUUUGCCUACUUCAACCGUAUUAUGACCUAUUGGAUGGGAAACGCUCGCCACGGACCACGAUUGAGACCAAGUACGAUUCUCUUCCUCCGCAGCUCGUCGCCUGGCGGGCCGUGAAGGCUGGCCAUUAUUUUCUGGCCCUUCUCAGCGUUGUGGUCCUGAUGGCCAAUGUUCUUGCCAUUGGCCUGGGUGCAAUCUUCAACGAGUCGUCAACAUCAGUUUUCGCGACUAGAAACAUGACCUUGUUGGCAUCGCCAUCUCUAUCACGUGUGGACCUCCUGCCAGAGAGCUUUGCAACGGGUAAAGGAACUCAGUACUAUGACCAUUUUUAUAUCGUCCAAACCAACAUGUCGGCCAAUACGCGACUGCCUCCAUGGAUCGACGCGCACUUCACUUACUUACCAUUCUCUGAUCUCACCUCCAAAGAUAACUCGUCAGCCCAGUACACCGCGGUAACUCGGGGUUUUGGUACUGAAGCCACGUGCUCUAUGCUCCCCACAGACAACUCAUCACUCAGCCGACUCGAAUAUUCGUACAACACUACCGCAGGCCCGGCGACACAGCAGGUGAUCAAGGCCGUCUAUGAAGACACGCCGUACGGAAAUACCACUAAAUGUCUAUUGCCGGGGUUCAUUGAUUACACGGUCGGCGGUAUCCUGCCCGAGGGCAAAUCGGCUCACGAAUUCUACUCGGCUCUUGAGCAGGAGGACGUCAACACGUUCAAGAAUGCGUCUGAAGAAGCAGUGGCGUUCUGCGAGGAGAGGCUUGUGCUGGGAUGGAUGCGAUACGACACGGCAAAAGCCGAAUCCGGACCAGAUAUGACAUUCCUUCAGUGCACGACGCAACUCGUCACGGCGCAGUUCAACAUAACCGUGGAUACGGAUGGAUACAUACUGCGAUCAGAAAGACUUGGGGACUACGACAAUAUCACCGAGAUCUUGGGCCCAAGUGCAGCGAACAUUUCGCACCAAGCUAAUCUGCUCAUUGGCGACAAGUGGCACGCCAGCAGCACAGGUGCCAAAGACAUGUGGCACAAUGAUUCUGUGACAACGGACUGGAUGAAUUACUACCUGAAGAUUGCCACCAACAGCACAGACCUGAUUAACCCGAACAAGCCCAUUCCGGACGCGGUACACCUCAUCCCCAUCGUCCAAGAGAUGUAUCAGCGCAUCGGGGCUGCGUUGCUAGGAGCAAACCGAGACCUAUUCGUGGACUCGCCGCAAAAUCAAGGUUCUGUCCUCUUUGCGACAAUUGAAACGCAAGACACGAAGAUAUUCAUGGAUAAUACGGCUCUGGUCAUCAGCUUGACUAUCUUGGGGAUAUACUUGCUGGUGUCCAUCCUCUUGUAUGCUCGACAGCGAAGGAUAUUGCUCCCCAGGAUGCCCUCCACGAUCGGGUCUACAAUUGCAUAUGCUGCCGGGAGUCGCGCUGUCAGGCUUUACAACGGGCCCGGGAAGGACGGCUCAUCCAGCGAGACGUACAGCUUCGGGAGGUAUCUUGGUAUAGAUGGGAAGGCGCAUAUCGGCAUUGAGCUUGACCCUUAUGUUUUCUCUUUGGAUCAGACAUCAUCGUUGGGCGGCAGCAAGGAACCACUCAAAAAUAAAGUGUAA
Diaporthe citri is the source of this 5379-nucleotide messenger RNA. RefSeq lists its product as uncharacterized. Gene Ontology annotation, molecular function: protein binding. Lineage: Eukaryota; Fungi; Ascomycota; Sordariomycetes; Diaporthales; Diaporthaceae. The coding region runs from base 1 to 5379 and encodes 1792 amino acids. The record is from RefSeq and is a predicted model, not a curated record. Gene Ontology annotation, biological process: cell division. The transcript is spliced from 6 exons.